Dioscorea cayenensis subsp. rotundata (Guinea yam) is the source of this 2682-nucleotide messenger RNA. Its product is annotated as pentatricopeptide repeat-containing protein At1g03100, mitochondrial-like. The record is from RefSeq and is a predicted model, not a curated record. Lineage: Eukaryota; Viridiplantae; Streptophyta; Magnoliopsida; Dioscoreales; Dioscoreaceae. Gene Ontology annotation, molecular function: protein binding.
CCAAACCCUUGCUUGUUCUACCCCGUCGAGCUCUUCUUCAUAUACUUCCGGCGGCCGCGCCGAUCGCCGUCGAGCUCAUCUCCGGCGGUAACAGAUGGAUCUGCAUUUGGAUUUUGAUGAUUAUUCAGUGUUGAUUCGAGAAGAUGCAUAAUGUAUGUGCUGUGUGAUAGGCAUGAUUGAAUAAAGUUAGAAGCACCUGUGUGGAAUUUGAGGAAAGGAUGUUUGGUUUCAGAAGGAUUGGGUUCAAAUCAUUUGCUCGCUGCGUUGUUUUUAGUUAUCAUUCCUUGCCUUAUUUGAGUCAUGGAUAUCUGCAUCAGCUUCCGGUAUCAUCCUCUAGUUAUAGUAGUGUGGAAAUGUUCAAGAUUGUGAAACAAAAUCCUUCCCAAUCUGUGUUUACCUUCACUACUUUAGCUGAGCCAAUAUUGGUCCAAGCUCAUGACCCAUCUCGACUAGCUUUGGAUUUGGUAAAUGCAGUUGAUGAACAAAGAUUUGAAGAAGCGUGGAAGUUAUGUGAGCGGCACUUGCUGAUGUAUGGCUUCCUGAGGACAUCUACCAUGACAAAACUCAUUUCUGGUUCUGCUGAGAGUUGUGAAUCCCAGUGGCUAACCAAAGCUUAUGACUUAGUAGAAAUGGUUUUUAAUGAGAAGAAAAAUGAAUUGCUGGAGAAGGAAGCUCUGAUUUACCUUUCUUUCAUGCUUGCCAGAUGUGAAUCACCCAUUCUUGCUGCGAAUGUUUUGAGAAAGUUGGUACAGAUGCAGGCAUUUCCCCCUCUGGCUGCUUGGUCAGGAGUCAUAGGACAUAUGUCUCGAACUGCUACUGGUGCAUUCCUUGCUGCUGAGCUGAUUGCGGAGAUUGGUUACCUCUUCAAUGACCAUAGGGUUGAUCCUAGCAAGAAGAGUAACAAGCCAUUGCUUUCAAUGAAGCCCAAUUCUGAUGUUUUCAAUAUUGCAUUGACUGCUGCCCUAUUGUUUGGUACUACAAGAAAAGCAGAGCAGCUUCUUGACAUGAUGCCUAGAAUGGGAGUGAAGGCUGAUGCCAACUUGCUGAUCGUAAUGGCUCAUAUAUAUGAACAAAAUGGGCGAGAGAUGAACUCAAGAAACUAAAAGCGACAUGAUGAGGCCUGCGGCCUUAGUUCUUUCCAGUUCCAGCAGUUCUACAACUGCUUGCUCUCAUGUCAUCUAAAAUUUGGAGACUUGUCUUCUGCAGCUGAUAUGGUAUUAGACAUGUUGAGAAAGGCUAAGGAAGCAAAGAUGUCUCUGGCCUCGGCAAAAUCUGUAUUGGCAGCUGUUGAAACCAGUAAAGCAUCAGUUACUGAUGAGGACCGUAAAUUCAAGAAACUGGAUGUUGUUGAAAAGUUCAGAUUGGUUAAAAGCUCAGCUCCUUCAUAUAAUGAGUUCUUGUGGGACAAGAAAUUUUCUAGGCUUGAAGCCGAGGCACAGGAAUCCCUUCGUCUGUUAUCUGAUAUGUUACUGGGCCAAGUUGACCUAGUUAAAAUGGAACGUGGGAUUCUUCAUCCUACUGAUAAAAUAUAUGCAAAACUUGUUAGAGCUUUCCUAGAAGCGGACAAGGUUAGUGAUUUGGCAGCAUUCUUAAUCACAGCGAGCAAAGAAGAUUCCCCAGCUUCCAUUGAGAAUUCUGCUGUUGUUCAAGUAAUAAAUGCAUGCAUUUCUCUUGGCAUGCUUGAUCAAGCACAUGAUUUACUAGAUGAGAUGAGAUUUUCUGGAGUUAGAGUUGGUUCUUCUGUCUAUUCUUCUCUUCUUAAAGCCUAUUGCAAAGAAAAUCGGCAGGGGGAUGUCAUGGCACUUCUAAGAGAUGCUCGCAAAGCUGGUGUUCAGCUUGAUUCAAGCUGCUAUGAGACUCUGAUCCAAUCCCGAGUUCAUCACAAGGAUUCUAGCGGUGCUCUCCAUUUAUUUAAAGAGAUGAAAGAAUCAAAUAUACCAAGAUCAGGUAGCCAUGGGUUUGAGACGCUGGUUGAAGGUUGUUCUGGGGGUGCGGAGGCAAGUUUAAUGGCUAAGCUUUUGGAGGAAAUAAAAGACAAUCAGAGUGUGAAUUGUGGUGUCCAUGAUUGGAACAGCAUUAUACAUUUCUUCUGCAAGAAAAGGUUGAUGCAUGAUGCUCAGAGAGCCCUGAACAAGAUGAGGGCUUUGGGACACAGCCCUAAUGCCCAGACAUUUCAUUCUUUGGUCACUGCAUAUGCUGCAAUCGGAGGAAAGUAUGUCGAAGUAACUGAUUUGUGGGGUGAAAUGAAAAUGCUUGCUAGUUCUAGCUCAAUGAAAUUUGACCAGGAGCUUUUGGAUUCCUUGCUGUAUUGCUUUGUUAGAGGUGGAUUUUUUCUGAGAGCCAUGGAAGUCAUAGAAAUGAUGGAGAAAGGAAAUAUGUUUAUUGACAAAUACAAAUAUCGCUCACUUUGGUUAAAAUAUCACAGGACAUUAUACAAGGGAAAGGCUCCCAAGGUCCAGACAGAAGCUCAGUGCAAGAGGAGAGAAGCAGCUCUGGCUUUCAAGAGAUGGAUUGGGUUUACAUGAACAUAAUGGUGAGCAUGCUCAAGAUUUCUGUAUGACAGCCUUAUAUUCAGAUUGGGAUGAAAACGCAUCUAAUGCAAUCAGUAUUGCAAGAGGAUUCCAUGCUGUACAGCAAGCCAUGCUUGGUCUUUUAUUGUGUUUAACUUGGAAAAUUUAAGUC